GAAUGCAAUUGGUGCGAUCGAUGGGACACAUAUACCGGUAGUCGUGCGAAAGAGUAAGCAACCAAGAUAUCGUUGCCGAAAAGGAUUUACAUCUCAAAAUAUGAUGGCGGCAUGUUCCUUUGACCACCAAUUCCUUUUUGUGUGCACUAGAUGGGAGGGUUCUGCAGCAGACAUGAGAGUGCUGCGAUGGUGUUGCGAGAGCGGAGGUUUUACGGUCCCGGAAGGGAAAUUCUAUUUAGUUGAUUCAGGAUAUGCAAACACUGAUCGUUUCCUCGCCCCUUAUAGAGGGGAACGAUAUCAUUUAAGCCAAUUCGCUGUUAAUGCACAUGCCCGAAGGCAUCGAGGACCAAAAGAUUUAUAUAAUCAUCGACAUGCUCAAUUGAGAAACGUAAUUGAGAAAGCAUUUGGAAUUCUCAAACGACGCUUCAAGGUGCUCCGACAAGCAACACCUUUUCCCUACAAAGUGCAAUGUCGUAUCGCCAUCGCAUGUUGUGUGAUACAUAAUUUCAUCAAGAGACACCAAGGAACCGAUAGGUAAUUCAACUUACAGAUGAACCCAUUAUCCACUGAUGACCAAGACGAUGAUCCCGUGCAUUUAGUUGGCCCAGAUGAGUCUCACCGAGGCGACAUCCUUCGUACUAGGAUUACGGAGCAACUAUGGAAUAAUAGAUAAGAGACGAUAUUCGGGAUGAUGUGAUAAUUUGUUUCAUUUCUGUAACUUUGCAAAUUUACAUAUGCUUUCGAAGUUAGUGUACUAAGUAUGAUUGUUAACACUUGACUCUCUACUUUGGUUUCUUUGCUUCACCAGAUCUGUUUUUUAACUUUUUCCUAGCUAGCAAUUAUAAAUAUGUUGUUUCUUCAAUUCUCUGUUAUUUUUUUUUUCCAAACUUGUAACUCUGUAUAGAUGUACUUUGGCUUGAUGGUAAUUGCAUCUAAUUGCAAAAUGAUGCAUCGUACAGUGAUGGAAA
Molecule: messenger RNA, 968 nt
Organism: Ananas comosus (pineapple)
Lineage: Eukaryota; Viridiplantae; Streptophyta; Magnoliopsida; Poales; Bromeliaceae
Exons: 2
Coding region: 101-538 (145 amino acids)
Source: RefSeq, a predicted model, not a curated record